This is a messenger RNA of Dicentrarchus labrax (European seabass), 3243 nucleotides long. It is a transcript of the gene tmem141, whose product is annotated as transmembrane protein 141. NCBI's taxonomy places the organism in Eukaryota, Metazoa, Chordata, Actinopteri, Moronidae. The record is from RefSeq and is a predicted model, not a curated record. The coding region runs from base 118 to 495 and encodes 125 amino acids. The transcript is spliced from 5 exons.
UCUGGGUUUGCCGUGCGGAAGUUGUAUAACAGCAGCCUUAUGUAUACACUCUCAGCAUGAGCUAAUGGUAUAUUCAAUCUAAGACUUUACUCUUACAGCUUCACAACAGCCAACAAAAUGGUGAAUAUCGGUCUCACCAAAGUGGACGAUGCGCUGGCAGCAAAACAUCCGGGUUUAGGGAGUUAUGCUGCCUGUCAGUCUCACGCCUUCAUGAAGGGAACUGGGACCUUUAUUCUUGGCGCUGCCGGUUUAUUUGCCCUUCAGAUGGGUCUCCAGAGGAAGCUUCCUUAUCCUCUCCAGUGGAACCUAUUAAUUUCAAUAGUGGCGUCAUCAAUGGGAAGUUAUGCAGUGACUCGCUGGGAAACACAGAAAUGCUCAGACCUUUGGUUGCUGCUAGAAACAGGCAAAGUCCCGGACAGAUCGCCACCGCAAGUGCCUAAACUAGAGGAAUCAAAAGGACCUGAGAAGACAAAAUAUGGAGACGUGAUGGAAUGAACAUAGUAACAAAUGUGUGUAUCUACUGUAUAUAAAUACACAUUUUCUGAAAAAAAUACCAUGGUGGAGAUAUUCAGAAGUGUACUGGGUGUGAGAUUGUACAUACUGUAUUCAUUUUUACAUCCCAGUGUCUUUUUUUUCUCAGAAUUUGUGGAGCUUUUGAAUUUCAUAACAGCAUUACCGUGUGGAUAAACAGAUGAGUUUCCCGAAUCAGAGGUCAGGAAUUAGUUUUGGUUCUUUAGGAGGAAUCCCAUGUUAAGCUUGUGAUCCGGUAUUAUUAUUUGGAUGCAUUUGUUUGACAUGCAACAGAAUUAACACUGCAUUGCAACAACCAGCCACUAGUUGUCACCUUAUACCUCCUGGGAUUUGUAGAGCUGUAUCUUGUAGUCACUGGUGGCUCAACCAAACCAGUAAAUUACCAGUUUUACUGUUUUCAAGCGUAUGAUCUAAAAUACACAUUGGUGAUUUUAAUCAUAUAUGCCUUGGACUACAGAAGACAACUCAUGGUGGAACGAUUCAUCCUUUUCUAUUAAUAAAUACUCAACUACUUAAUAAAAUGCCCAGGGCAGCAGUAUAAUCCACAUGAAAUCGUUCACGGUUGCUGGCUGCUUUAAGCCACUGCAUGUUCAUUCAUCCGUCCUCAGUUCAGUGAUGCUGUAAUUAACCCUGCCACAUAUCUGGAUGACUAACUAUUAAUCCGGAUUGGAUUUAUAUCAAUUUGGCAUCUGUGCUUAAAAAAAUCAAUUCCAUGAGGUUAGGUGAAAUUAGGAAGAUGAAAAUAAAUACAGAAGUCAUUGCAAAUUCAGUGUUUGCCACUUGAUUUAGGCAAACAUGAAUAAGAACUGAGAAACUGGAGAGAGAAAAGAUUUAAUAUCUUCCUCCAUCCUGCUUAUAGAUGAAGGAUUUUACUGAUUAUCUUGCUCUAUUGAGCUGUAAAAUCAUUCUCAAACCCACUCUUUGUUGUAUAUUUUUUAUUAUUAAAAGUAAACAAUUGUUAAGAAGUAUAUAAUACAAUAAAUACUUUUUAAAAAGGCCAUCGUACAGUACUGUAUAUGUAGCUCUUCUUCCUAACAAGUUUGAGUGCAGUUAUUGUUGCUUUGGACAAAAGUGUGUAAUUAUGCUGAUAUAUAGAGUAGAAAAACAUAACGCUGAUCCCUCCACCCAUCAUCCACAGACACAAAGACGCCCACAUGUUUGUGUUUUUAAAAUACGGAGAGGGGGAUAUAGGACAAUGUACCAUGAAAGAGAAGUGGCACUGUGCAGCUGUCAGAGUGGAUCUGAUGCCCACCUCAAACAAAAAAACAUACUAAAUUCAGAUAUUUAAAAAAAAGUAAAAAUUGCAGAAAUAUCUCAAAAUCAUUGUUAUAUCAUCACCAUUUCCCAGAUUAAAAUGAGGUUCGUCACUGUUUUAAAGGACCAGUGUGUGGGAUUUAGUGGCAUGUAGUGCAGACUCCAACUUCCUCGCUUCACCCUCCCCCUUAUUAUAUUCCGUUUCUGUCAAUAGAUCCUCCUAAAUGUUACACACUGGACCUUUAAAAGGACAUAACAUACAUGACAUGUCCAAUAAUACACUGGAUGCCUUCUCUGGCUACAUUGUUUUUUUACUAAGCAAGGAUAAACACACAAUUGAAAAUACAAUGAUAGAUUGUAUUGUUCUGGUAACUAAAUCACACAAAAAAAGAAACAUAAAGACUCUGAGGUGGAAAAGUAAUGAUAAAAAAAAAAAAAGUCUGAACUGCUAAAAACUGAAACACUAGGUCCAUACUCUACACUUCUAUAUACAGUAUAAUGAUGAAGCCUAGUUACAUUAUGGUAAAUCCUCAAUUGUAUACACAAACCGUAGAUAAAUAAUACUAUAAACCGAUUUAAUACUAAUAUGUGGCACAUAGGGGAAUUCUGCUGAUCCUGGUUAGGCAAGUACCCAGAUUCCAAGGUACUAGCCUGUUGAAUUGAAACCUGCCAUUCCCACAUCAUGUCGCCUCCACACAGACAGAUGUUAUCAACUGUAUGUGAUUUAAUUUUGUUAAGUAGAAGCCAAGUUCCUUUAAAAUCCCUGUGCAGACCCUGAAGAACUGAAGACACUCAAAUCUGCCGGUGGUGCCCAUGCAAAAGUGCUGAAAACGGCUCUAAAUGGAUGUAAAUGUUUCAAUUUAAAGGUUGGAAUAAAUGUAAAUCUCUAAUACCAUUUAGGCUCAGUUGAUGCAGAAUCAUUUGUGUUGGUAAACAAGUCCACUUAAGAAAAAUGUGAUAAUGUUCAACAAUUCACACUGUGACUAUUUGCAUAGCUGAACAAGUUUGUACAAUAAGGUGUUAGCAACAUAAAUUCUGCACCACACAGUGCAGGCCAUUGAAACAAUAGAGUCUUUCAAGCAGGCUUUAACACCUCGAGUGAAUGAAGCGACCAAAGUCCAGGCUCCUUAAUUCAUGGAGAACAAACCGAAAGAAAGUCCAUAAGUAAUUCUGAGAGCUGAAAACAGAAGCUCACACAAGCGCAGUGGGAAACAUUUUUACAGUGUUUGUAAAAAAGAAAAAAAUGUCAGGAUCUUAGCGAUCCUCAUAGUAAAAGCAAUCUGAACAAGGGAAGAUUUUGGCUUUGGAUUAAUCUGAAUCCACCCCCACUCUUGUUUCCCUCUCGCUCUUGUCCUCCCACUGUAAUUCAAAUCGGAUUUAACACCUCCAAGAUUUGUCUUGAAUUCUCUUUCACUGUCUCUCUCCAUCUCAAAAAUAAAGGCUUCGUGAAUUGAAUAA